Humulus lupulus (European hop) is the source of this 303-nucleotide messenger RNA. RefSeq lists its product as uncharacterized. The transcript is spliced from 2 exons. The coding region runs from base 1 to 303 and encodes 100 amino acids. The record is from RefSeq and is a predicted model, not a curated record. NCBI's taxonomy places the organism in Eukaryota, Viridiplantae, Streptophyta, Magnoliopsida, Rosales, Cannabaceae.
AUGAAGGAGGUGAUGUCUAAGAAGCGUAGGUUAGAGGACUAUGAAACAGUGAAGCUAACAGAAGAACGUAGUGCCAUUAUCAAGAGACAAUUACUGGAAAAGUUGAAAGAUCCGAGAAUUUUUACAAUUCCAUGUGUUAUUGGUGAACUACAUAUUGAGAAGGCCUUAUGUGAUUUGGGUUCUAAUCGUUCUUUGACGUAUCUUAGAGGUAUCAUUGAAAAUGUUGUAGUGAAGAUUGAUAGAUUCAUUUUUUCGGUGGAUUAUGUUGUGCUUGACAUGGAGGAAGACCAAGAAUUUCGAUAA